AUGUCCGGAGAGGGAGAGGAAGAAGCCGUCAAUUCAUACGGAGAUGGAAUUGCAUGGAUUAGGGCGUCAAUGAUCGGAAGAGGGAGUUUUGGGCGUGUUUAUCUCGCAACUCUCAGAAACCCCACAUCCAAAAGCAGCUCUCUGCCGCCGCUGAUGGCUGUAAAAUCUGCCGAGGUUUCCUCCUCGGGCUCGCUUCAGAAGGAGAAGGAGGUUUACUGCAAUUUGGAAAGGAGCCCUUACAUAAUCCAGUGUUACGGCGACGAGAUUACAAUCGGCCGCAGCGGCACCAUGGCGUUCAAUUUGAUGCUGGAGUACGCCUCCGGCGGAACAUUAGCCGAUAGGAUUGGGGAAUCCGGAGGGAAUGGAUUGGCUGAAUUGGAGGUGAAGCUUCACACGCGGUCUAUUCUGAGAGGUUUGAGACACAUUCACGAGCUUGGAUAUGUGCAUUGUGAUAUGAAGCCUCACAACAUUCUGCUCGUUCCGAACGCCGCGGGCGGAAUUAGGGCGAAAAUUGGGGAUUUGGGGUUGGCGAGGAGGGUCACGAAGAAGAGGAAAUUGGGGGUUUGUUGGGAGGGAACUCGGAUGUACUUGUCGCCUGAAGCGGUGACGGAUCACGUGCAGGAGGCGCCGUCGGAUGUUUGGGCGGUUGGUUGCAUUGUGCUUGAGAUGCUCACCGGGAAAUCUCCAUUGGAGGGGAAGAAGGAGAUAACAGGGCUCAAGAUUCCGAAUGGCGUGUCGAAGGAGGCUAGGGCGUUUCUCAAGGGUUGCUUUGUGAGGAAUUCUAAGUUUAGGUUGACUUGUGAAAUGCUGCUGCAUCAUCCGUUUCUUGAAGGUUUGGAUGACGACGACGUUGAAGUUGAUGAAUCGGUGGCCUGCGCAUUGGAUCAGAUUGAAUCUCUUGCUCUGGUUUAUGGGAGUGAUGAUGAUGAGUUCAGUAGUGGCUCAUUUGCGGAUGAGCGGAGCCAUGGAUCUGAGAGUGAUGUAUCUGAUUCAGCUGAAUAAAAAGCACCUCGAGUGGUUGGAAGGUGGAGAUGCAUAGAGCUUCAAUUUACUUUGUUGGUGUUGGUGUAAUACAAUGAAAAGGUAAAAUGCAAGAGAAGAAACUAACAAUCACUGAAGGUUGAAGAUGAUAUCCCAAGGGAGGAUGAGAAUGUGGCAGUGGUGUCGCCACUAAGGUAGCUCUUGAGGCGAUCCAAGUCGUCCGCACAGUCGAGCAUUGUGGGGCGCAGAGCAGGCGAGCCGUUCGUGCAGACGAGCCCCAACUCGAUGAGCUCUCCGAUAGCAACCUCCCACAUCCGCAUCACCGGAGGCGAUUGAUCCCUCAACGCUCUAAGCAGAGAAUGGUCCACCACCUUCUCCAUCGGCUGAUUCUUGACGUAUCUGUGCAGGCUCACCCCUCCCACAAACAUCUCAUCAGUCGGCCUCUUUCUCGUCACCAUCUCCAGCACCACCACUCCGAAGCUGUACACGUCUCCCUUUGUUGACGUAUCCGACCCCAAACCAUACUCUUGAAAGCUCAAAACAGAGAGACACGCAAUAUUAAGAAUCGCCCAUAACUAUUUUGGAAUUGCAGAUUUAUUGAAAUUUUAAUCAAGGAGUGAAUUACCUGGUGCAAUGUAACCAAUGGAUCCACACAUCAUGUUUGCAGUGGAGUUGUCGACCAUCCCGCCUUCAACGGUCAUAACGAGCCUCGAUAUCCCGAAAUCGGAGACGAGGGCCGUCAUGUCGUCAUUGAGGAGAACGUUGCUGGGCUUGAGAUCACAGUGUAUGACCUUAACCGGAGAGUGGUGGUGCAAAUAAGCCAUCCCUUCUGCAAUGUCGCUACAAAUGUUGACCCUCUGGAGCAGGGUGAGGUCCGAGGAGCCUGUCCGGAGCCCGUUGUGUGCGUGCGGGUAGAGGCGGGCGUCUAAGCUUCCGUUGGCCAUGUAAGGCAGGACGAGCGCCUUGAACUCCGGCCGGCUGCAGGCGGUGAUGAUCCGUAUCAGAUUCCGGUGGCGAAUCCUCUUCAAAAUCUGGCAUUCUCUGUUGAAACUCUUGGUGGAGUUGCCUGUUUGCAGCUGCAGAACUUUGAUGGCGGUUUGCGUCCCAUCCGGCAGAGUUCCUCUGUAAACGUGGCCGUAGCUGCCGGAUCCCACCAGCCUCUGAUUGUCGAAUCCGGCGGUGGCCUCGACGAGCUCUUUAUACGUAAUUCUUGGGAAGUUCUGUGUCGGUUCCAGCGGCUGUUUCCUCUCUUUUCUUGACCGUCUGCCUCUCAACCGCUGGCACCCGAUCACGCAGCAGAUUGUUGAGAGGAAUCCGGAGACAAAUAUGAUUAUGCAGAAUAUGAUCAAGAAAGUUCUUGACCGGAAAUAGUAGUGUUUGUGCUUGCAAUGUGGAAUGCCAAGAACGGAACCACAGAGCUUCGGGUUGUUUAAGAAAGAUGAUUUCGUAAUAUUCAGAAAAACGCCGCCGGUGGGGAUCAUUCCUUCGAAACUGUUGUUGGAAAGAUCGAGGAAAGUAAGCGUCUUGCUCUUGUUCAAGCUCGCCGGAAUCCGUCCAUACAGUUUGUUGUUGGAAAAAUCCAUGGCUACGAUGCUCUUGAGAUUGCCUAAUGUCUCUGGCAGAGCUCCUCGAAUGGCAUUAUUUGAGAAAUUUACCAACUUGAGCGCAUAGCAGCUGGAGAUGAGGCUGGAGAUGGUUCCGGUGAAUCUGUUGCAGGAGAGGUCGAUCUCUUCCACCUUCUCCAGCUUGCUCAGCUCGACUGGCAAAGGCCCGUCAAGCUGGUUGUGCGAGAGGUUGAGAAACCACCGCAUUUCCUGCAGAUUGGUUAUGUUUGGAGGCACUCUUCCUGUCAAAAAGUUGUGGGAGAGGUCCAGCUUUUGCAGAGCGGUGCAUCCACCUAUGGUGUAAGGUAUCUGCCCUGACAGAAGGUUGUUGUUGAGGAAUAGGAAGUUCAGGCCAGCAAGAUUCCCGAUGUCUUUGGGUAUCGGACCGGACAAAUUGUUGUGAGACAGAUCGAUCAAGCCGAGGGAGGAUAGCUCUCCUAAAGCAGCUGGGAUUUCGGUGAAGAAGUUGUAGGACAGAGAGAGCUGUUCCAAUCUGGAUAAGUUGCCUAUUUCAGGUGAAAUCUUGCCACUAAGAUAGUUGGAUGUUAAGUUGACUAGUGUUAACUGGGACAAGUUCCAAAGUUGAGAAGGAAUGGAACCGUAUAUCUUGUUUUCUUGUAGUUGAAAUGUUGUCAUUUUUGCACUGAGUCUUCCUAUGGAACUCGGGAGAACUCCUCCGAGUCCCAAGCCGGCCAGUUCCAGCUCCUCCAGCUCGCUGCAGUUGGCCAGCGCAGCAAAGAACGGCUCUAGAUUGGUGUUUCGGUCGUGGCUGGUCAUGUGAUUAUCUGAUAGAUGGAGAUAGCUUAGAUCGACGAAGCGAGAGAUGAUGUCUGCAGGGAGUUGGCCGGAAAUGCUGUUGUUUUCGACAUCCAAACUCAUCAUGCCUGUGGCAUUGCCUAAUGAGGAAGGGAUCUCGCCCACUAGCUGGUUGCUGUACAAGCUGACAGUCCACAAAUCCGGGCAGUUUCCGAUUUCAAAUGGGAUUCUUCCGGUGAGCUGAUUCAUGGAGAAAUCUAUGUUUUUGAGGCCGGUGCAGUUGGCGAAGAGCGCUGCUGGUAUGGUCCCGGUCAAGCUGUUGUUGUAGAGGUGGAUGAGCUUGAGUUUGGAGAGCAGAGAGAAGGAGACUGGGAUUUGGCCUUGCAGGUUGUUGCUACCGAGUUUGAGCUCUACGAGGUUCCUGAUUGAGGAAAUCUCCCAAGGGAUGGGGCCGAUGAAGUUGUUGUCGUCAAGGUGGAGGUAGCGCAGCUGGGUGAGAUUUGACACGACAGGGGGUAGAGAUCCCACGAGGCCAGAGGCGUUGAGGUUGAGGUACACCACACGGCGCUGCAUGAGGCCGCAUUGCACGCCCGUGAAGUUGCAGACGGCCGUGAGCUCGUCCCAGUUGGCGAGCCUUGAAUGUGGGUCGGAUGUUAUGGAGUUCUUGAAUGCUAGUAGAGCAGCUCUAUCGGUGUGCAGAGAGUGGUGCCCUAAUGUGGUAUGGAAAUGGUGCAUCACACAGAUAAAUAUGAACAUACUGCUGCCUCUGUGCAUUGAUAUAAUGGGGAUGAUUUGUUUCCACCAAAGUUGGGAGAGGUGCAUAGUGAAAGACGAGUGAAGUGCUAGCCCAUUGGAAUUUCUCACAAAAUGUAGUUGUUUCCAAUGAUGUAUGAUUAGUGGUGGGAGUAGAACUUCCUAUUUCAUUAUUCCAAGUUGCAGUAGUGAUGAGUAGAUACUCACUCAACUGAACUCAUUGUUCAUCAUUUAUAUCUAUAUAUUGGUGAUGUUAGUUGGCCUGUUA
This is a messenger RNA of Salvia miltiorrhiza (redroot sage), 4362 nucleotides long. Its product is annotated as mitogen-activated protein kinase kinase kinase 20-like. NCBI's taxonomy places the organism in Eukaryota, Viridiplantae, Streptophyta, Magnoliopsida, Lamiales, Lamiaceae. The transcript has a single exon. The record is from RefSeq and is a predicted model, not a curated record. Gene Ontology annotation, molecular function: ATP binding; protein kinase activity. Gene Ontology annotation, biological process: protein phosphorylation. The coding region runs from base 1 to 1002 and encodes 333 amino acids.